AUGUUGCUCGAGGAAGGGCGGGAGUUCGCGCAGCGCCUGGAAGGAAUGGGGAAAAGAGUGCGGUCGAUGACAGUCGCGGGACAGCGGCAUGCGUGGGAUAAGAGCGCGAACCCGCUGCGGGACCAGGGGUCUGUGGAUGCUAUAUACAGACAGGCGUGUCAGGAAAUGGAGCUUAUUUUUGAGAGUGAGCGCAAGUAG
Histoplasma mississippiense is the source of this 198-nucleotide messenger RNA. RefSeq lists its product with no specific name. The transcript has a single exon. Lineage: Eukaryota; Fungi; Ascomycota; Eurotiomycetes; Onygenales; Ajellomycetaceae. The record is from RefSeq and is a predicted model, not a curated record. Bases 1 to 198 code for a protein of 65 amino acids.